AUGACAGCCCGAUCAGCAAUACCCAAAAUCAGCGCCUCGCAAGAACGUGAGGUUCAUAAAUAUUUACCAACAUACUUAUUGCAAGGUCCAUGCAGCCAAUACAUCUCGAACGACGCCCAGUUAAACGAUGUCGUGCCACGAUCGUGUCCAGAUCCGGUGCUUACAGCCUUUGCCCAGAUGGGUGCUUUGAAACUAAACGCGCAGCGAGCAAUGAUCUCUCUCUUUGGUCGGCACAAUCAAUACGUGCUAGCCGAAGCCACACGAACACUCAGUUUGCAGGACGACGCCGACCACGACCCGGGUGAUGCCCUAUGGGUAGGAUGCUGCCAGUUAGACUAUGAGCAGAGCUUCUGCAAGUAUGUUUUCGACCUGUUUACUUCGGGGGAGUGGCCCGGGAAGAUUGUCGUGAUGGUGCCGAACCUGAAGCAUGAUGCUCGCUUUGCGCAGUCUUGUGAUAUACAGGGGUUUCCCUAUGCGCGCUUUUUCACGUCUGUUCCGAUUGUAUCCCCAAAGGGGGUUGUUAUUGGGGCGUAUACCGUACUCGAUAAGAAGCCUCGGACGCAGCUGGGCCCCAAACCCGCGAAGUUCCUUAGAGAUAUGUCGAAGACGGUGAUGGAUUAUUUGCAAACGACACGAUUAAAAUCCCAGCAUUACCGGGCCGAACGCAUGAUGGUAGGAAUCGGGAGCUUCCUCGAAGGGAAGAGCAGUCUACGUAACACAUGGUUGGAAUCUCGGUGGGAAGAACGAACGGCGUCCAAAGACCAAGAAGCAAUGGAAGGGCAGAUCAACCUAGCACAGCAGACGAAACAAAUGGAGGAUGAGAAAGCGCAAGCAACUAAAGCCACCAAAGAAAGAUCCGCCACUCACCAUCUGCGACCGUCGAUCAAACCCGAGAUAGAAGCUGCAUCAGAUUGGGGUAGUACUACCGAUUCUCUCUCCGGACAGGUAGCAGAUGCUUUCUCCCGUGCAGCAAACAUCGCUCGCGAAGCUAUUGAAGUAGAAGGAGUCGCCUAUUUCGAUGCCAACUUCAGGUCCUACGGUUCGUUGGUUGGCCUGUCACGAUCUGAUUCGGACUUUAGUGGAUCAGAAGGCUCUCCUCUAGGCGAUACUGCUCCAACAAGAACAUCGCACGAUUCGGAAACAUUCACUAAGCUAUCUGAGAUUCUUGCAUUUUCGACAAAGAUGUCAUCCAGCGUCAAUCGCGAACCUGUCGACGAUAGAGCCCCGGCAAUGUCGGAGACUCUUCUAAAGGGCCUAUUACACCGGUACCCGCGAGGAAAGAUCUUUAAUUUCUCGGAAGACGGCAUGCUUUCCUCGAGCGACUACACCGAUGGCGCGUUUCAUGACUUCUCGAACAAUAAGAGCAGCAACAGCAAUGCCCAGGGCGUGAAACGGGCGAGAAAAUACAAGCAAACCCGGCAGAGAGUCCGACAAAAUGAUGCAAAAGCCUUGUUGGAAUUAGCCCCCGGUGCCCGAAGCAUCAUCUUCAUGCCGUUGUGGGAUUCGCACAAGAAGCGCUGGUACUCGGGUUGUAUCGCCUGGACGCGGAUUCCACAGCGCAUCUCCACUCUGGAUGACGAGCUGACCUUCCUUUUCGGCCUUGGGAAUAGUGUUAUGGCAGAGGUCCAUCGGCUGGGAGCAGAAUACGCCGAGCACGCCAAGUCAGAUCUGCUCUCCAGUCUGAGCCAUGAAUUGAGGUCUCCGUUGCACGGGGUGUUUGGUACUGUCGAGCUGUUGAGUGACACUACGUUGUCUGCUUUUCAGUAUGCAAUGGUUCAUGCGAUCAAUUCCUGUGCUAGCACAUUGCUUGACACUAUCGACCACCUUCUCGACUACGCCCGUAUCAACAGACUUCAACAGCCAGGCCGAGACUCUACUGCAAGCCAUAUUGGUCGUGAUUCAUCAUACGCUGACCAGUCAAAAAUCACAACUAGCGCUCAUCUCCCAGUGGCAAAAGAUAUCUCAGAUGCCUUUACCGCGAUACAGCUGGACUCCAUUCUAGAGCAGGUUGUAGAAAGCGUCUUUGCCGGCUACGCCUUCCUGCAGGACCCAAGUAUGCCUUAUCGAAAACUAUCCACACCAAUGGGUAUCUUCCCGAGAAGUCGUGUACAGGCCGACUAUACCGCGGGGAAAGUAAAAGUGAUACUAGUCCUUGAAAACGCUAGCGAUUGGAGGUUUCUGACCGACGCAGGCAAAUGGCGCCUUAUCGUACUAAAUAUUCUCGGAAACGCCCUCAAGUUCACGUCAACUGGACAUGUUUGUGUUACUUUAGACGCCUCUUCUCUGGUAGAUGACCAAAGUGACCCCGGUAAGCCGGAAGAAUCCCAAGUCACUCUCACCGUGGAGGAUACGGGAGUCGGCAUUUCCAAACGAUACGCACGAGAGGAGCUGUUCACGGCCUUUUCCCAAGAAGACGCCCUUUCCAGCGGCAACGGCCUUGGUCUGCACGUUACUCGACGAACGGUUCUAUCCCUGGGCGGAGAAAUCAAGAUCAGUUCCCAGAAAAACGUCGGCACCAAAGUCGUGACGAAAUUGAACCUCCAACGACCCCCGGAGUUCGCCCCUCCUAGCGCUCUGGGCCUGAACGUAUUGGACGCGACACGAGAGAUCACGCGUGGCAAAUCAGUCGCCAUCCUACGAUUAGGAUGGAACAAGGCGGACGAGAUCCUCUGCUCGUCACUGAGUAAGAUAUGUCGAGAUUGGCUUGGUAUGGAUGUACACGUACACAUAGUCAGCGCAAGUGUAUCGCAGCAUCUGCCUCGGUGCGAGUACUAUAUUGUCACGCGCGAGGAUAUGAAUUUGUCGUCUAUCACGCCCGCCCCUGGCGAGCGCUUCGCUCCCCCGGUUAUUGUCCUUUGCUCCUCGCCUGCAAACGCGAGUCGCAUGUACGCCGCUACGCAGGCAGGAGGUAAUGCAAACGUGAUCGAGUACAUCAGUCAGCCAUGUGGGCCUCACAAACUAGCGAAGACGCUGAAACUCUGCAGCUCCAAUCAACAGAUCAAACGCGAGUCAGCUGGUGAACAGGAAAGUCUGUCUAUCCGACCCGCAAGAUCAAGUCCCAAAGUGGAUUUCAUGAGUCCAGAGCAGUACACGAGACCUCUCAAGCUUCCUGAAGUGAGAGUCGCCCAGAUCUCAUCACCAUCUCCUGCUACGUUGUCACCGACUCAGACCAACCCGAAUCAAAUCGACACAACACAAACAGUACUAAUCGUAGACGACAACGAUAUCAACGUGCGAAUUCUGGUCGCAUACAUGAAAAAGCUCGCCUAUGACUACGUAGUAGCACGGAAUGGUCUGGAGGCCCUAAACGCCUUCAAAGCAGAACCCGUCAAAUUCAAGUUGAUCUUAAUGGACAUCUCCAUGCCGGUCAUGGACGGUCUCGACUCAACAAAGCACAUCCGCGACUUCGAGAGACAGGAACUGUUCGCCAACAACAACCCUCCACUAAGAAAACCCGUGACCAUCGUCGCCCUGACUGGUCUAGGGCAGGCGGAUGUUCAGCGUGAUGCCAUAGGGUCCGGUAUGGACUUGUUCCUGACGAAGCCGGUGCCGUUGAAGAAGUUGGCGGAGAUUAUUGAGAAUACAGACGCCUUUACGAGUGCGGGCUUUGGUUUUGAUGGUGUCGAUAUGGCUCAUGAGGGAUGA
This is a messenger RNA of Aspergillus chevalieri, 3645 nucleotides long. RefSeq lists its product as uncharacterized. The transcript has 3 exons. NCBI's taxonomy places the organism in Eukaryota, Fungi, Ascomycota, Eurotiomycetes, Eurotiales, Aspergillaceae. Gene Ontology annotation, biological process: phosphorylation; phosphorelay signal transduction system. The record is from RefSeq and is a predicted model, not a curated record. The coding region runs from base 1 to 3645 and encodes 1214 amino acids. Gene Ontology annotation, molecular function: phosphorelay sensor kinase activity.